Molecule: messenger RNA, 2082 nt
Organism: Emys orbicularis (European pond turtle)
Lineage: Eukaryota; Metazoa; Chordata; Testudines; Emydidae
Gene: PTPRE
Product: protein tyrosine phosphatase receptor type E
Exons: 19
Coding region: 1-2082 (693 amino acids)
Biological process (GO): protein dephosphorylation
Molecular function (GO): protein tyrosine phosphatase activity
Source: RefSeq, a predicted model, not a curated record
AUGAUGGAACAGUCCAAUUCAGUCUUGAUUGUUUGUAUUAGUUUUCUACUUGUUGAAGCUUCAGCGCAGAAUGAAACUGCAUCACCAAAUAACACAACAACAAAUCCUCCAGGAAAGAACAGUUCACAGCCAGUACUGACUUCAAUGUUGAUCCUGCUUCUUGUGUUCAUCAUUUUCAUUCUUCUGGCUGGCUAUUUUUUCAGGUUCAGAAAACAUAGGAAAGCUGUUGUGACCUCCAGUGACAAAAAGAUGCCAAAUGGAAUCUUAGAAGAGCAAGAACAGCAAAGGGUGAUGCUGCUUAGCAGGUCUCCCUCUGGCCCAAAGAAGUACUUUCCUAUUCCGGUGGAGCAUCUGGAGGAAGAAAUACGGAUAAGGUCAGCAGAUGAUGGGAAACGGUUUCGGGAAGAAUUUAAUUCAUUACCAGCCCGAUGCAUGCAAGGAACAUUUGAAAUGGCAAAUAAAGAAGAAAACAGAGAAAAAAACAGAUAUCCCAACAUCCUUCCUUAUGAUGAUUCCAGAGUCAUUUUGACCCAAAUAGAUGGAGUUCAAUCUUCAGACUAUAUUAACGCUUCAUACAUAGAUGGUUACAAAGAAAAGAAUAAAUUUAUAGCUGCUCAAGGACCUAAACAAGAAACAGUUAAUGAUUUCUGGAGGAUGAUAUGGGAGCAGAAAUCUGCAAUUAUUGUUAUGUUAACAAAUUUGAAAGAAAGAAAAGAGGAUAAAUGUUAUCAAUAUUGGCCAGAUCAAGGAUGCUGGACUUAUGGAAAUAUCAGAGUUUCUGUGGAAGAUAGUAUCGUUCUUGUGGACUACACCAUUCGCAAGUUUUGUAUACAGUCACAGCUUCAUGAUGGCUGUAAAGUUCCAAGGCUUGUAACACAGCUCCAUUUUACCAGCUGGCCUGAUUUUGGUGUGCCUUUCACACCCAUUGGGAUGCUGAAGUUUCUGAAAAAAGUCAAAACAUUGAAUCCUUCACAUGCUGGACCAAUUGUGGUUCACUGUAGCGCUGGCGUGGGUCGAACAGGCACAUUUAUAGUGAUAGAUGCCAUACUAGAUAUGAUGCAUGCUGAACAGAGAGUUGAUGUUUUUGAGUUUGUUACAAGAAUCCGUAAUCAGCGCCCACAGAUGGUUCAGACUGAUAUGCAGUAUUCAUUCAUUUAUCAAGCCUUACUUGAAUACUACCUCUACGGUGACACAGAACUAGAUGUGUCCUCCUUAGAAAAGCACCUUCAAGCAUCGCACACCACAACACCACAUCUUGUCAAAACAGGGGUAGAGGAAGAAUUUAAAAAAUUAACAAAUGUUCGAAUAAUGAAAGAAAACAUGAGAACUGGCAAUCUGCCAGCGAAUAUGAGGAAAGCCAGAGUCAUCCAGAUAAUUCCAUAUGACUUUAAUAGAGUGAUUCUUUCAAUGAAAAGAGGUCAAGAAUAUACAGACUACAUCAAUGCCUCCUUCAUAGAUGGCUAUCGCCAGAAGGAUUAUUUCAUUGCAACCCAAGGACCACUUCCUCAUACAGUGGAAGACUUCUGGCGAAUGGUGUGGGAGUGGAAAUGUCACACGAUUGUUAUGCUUACAGAAGUUCAAGAAAGGGAGCAGGAAAAAUGUUUUCAGUACUGGCCAUCAGAGGGCUCUGUAACUCAUGGAGAGAUAAAUAUAGAGAUAAAGAAUGACAGUCUUUUGGAUGCCAUAAGCGUAAGGGACUUCAUAAUCACAUUCAAUCAGGAGAAGCAGAGCAGACUUGCCCGACAAUUUCAUUUUCAUGGAUGGCCUGAAAUUGGAAUUCCUGCUGAAGGAAAAGGAAUGAUUGACCUCAUUGCAGCUGUCCAAAAACAGCAGCAGCAGACAGGAAACCAUCCAAUUACUGUGCAUUGCAGUGCUGGAGCUGGAAGAACAGGUACAUUCAUAGCACUCAGCAAUGUUCUGGAACGAGUAAAGGCUGAAGGGCUCUUAGAUGUAUUUCAAGCUGUGAAGAGCUUAAGAAUGCAAAGGCCACAUAUGGUGCAAACACUGGAACAGUAUGAAUUCUGCUACAAAGUGGUACAAGAUUUCAUUGAUAUAUAUUCUGAUUAUGCUAAUUUCAAAUAA